AUGGAAUGCAAGGCUUUCACUGGAGAACGGUACAUUUUCCUCGUCUAUGACCUCGUCACAAAGUUCAGUUUCGUCUAUGCUAUCAGAAGCCACGAGAAUGAAGUACCCCUGAUCACUUUCCGUACUCUUGAUCAAAAGAUCAAGCGUCAGUUCAACACAUCACCCAUCUUCAUCCUUUUGAAGAGAGAGAGGGGGUUUGGAUUCGAAGCUGACGACAACUCACUUGCUACAUACUGCGCCAACGAAGGUAUUCAGUUGCAGCUUCGAGCUCCUGAUACACCUGCCCAGUCUGGUGACGUUGAGCGUUCUGGAUAA
Macroventuria anomochaeta is the source of this 315-nucleotide messenger RNA. RefSeq lists its product as uncharacterized. Lineage: Eukaryota; Fungi; Ascomycota; Dothideomycetes; Pleosporales; Didymellaceae. Gene Ontology annotation, molecular function: nucleic acid binding. Bases 1 to 315 code for a protein of 104 amino acids. The record is from RefSeq and is a predicted model, not a curated record. Gene Ontology annotation, biological process: DNA integration. The transcript has a single exon.